Messenger RNA from Corylus avellana, 1718 nucleotides. RefSeq lists its product as uncharacterized. The record is from RefSeq and is a predicted model, not a curated record. Lineage: Eukaryota; Viridiplantae; Streptophyta; Magnoliopsida; Fagales; Betulaceae.
ACUUCCGCCCUUUUCUCCUUCGCUUUCAAAAAUUCCCACCAAGUUUUCUCGACUGCAAAUUCAUCUCCUCCACAACACCUAACUUUCCUGCAAAAACCCUAAUUCACCACCAUGCAGCCGUCCGGCGACGGAAUUUCCAGAGCCGACGGCCGCUGCUCAUGCUUCUCCGACGAGAAUGGUGGUUUUCACGGCUAUCACGACGGAUCCGGUGAUCCGAACUGCAAGCAUUGCAGAAAAUCCGAUACUUCGUCCUCAUAUUCUUAUUAUUCGCCCGUGUUUAAUUCGAUUCCGUUGACGGACUCGGAGAAGCUACGGAGAAUUUUCAUUGCUUCGGUUAAGGGCUUCACAAUUGGAGCUGGUCUCAAAGGUGGCCUUGCUCUCUUCUCGAUCUUAGCUCGAUUGAGACGACGGAAGGUCCUAACCUCCUCCAGGAAGGUCGGUGUGAUUACGGACAGUGAAGCAAUUGUAAUGGCUGCGAAGGAGACCUUGAGAUACGGUCUCUUUCUUGGAACUUUUGCUGGUACAUUUGUCUCUGUGGAUGAGCUUAUUGGUGCUCUGGGCGGUCAUCGUAGGACUGCGCAAUGGAGGGCUCUGGUAGCGGGGGCGGUAGCGGGGCCGUCGAUGCUGCUGACUGGGUUAAACACGCAGCAUACGAGCUUGGCCAUAUACAUACUCAUGCGUGCUGCGGUCUUGGCGUCGCGAUGCGGGAUAAAGAGCAAGCGGUUUGGGCGAAUUUGUAAACCUCUCACGUGGUCGCAUGGUGACAUAUUUCUCAUGUGUCUCUCCUCUUCACAAAUUUUGUCUGCUUACAUAUUGAAGCAAGAGAGUCUGCCCGCAUCAUACAAGUCCUUUCUCAACAAACAUGGUGGAAAGGAUUCUGUUAUCCUGCAAGGUGUGAAACAGAUUGCAAGUGGCAUUCCUUUUACUAAUUUGGAAGAAAUCGAGAAAUUUUACAAGGGGAAGGGGACAAACAUUAAACUAGAUCCUGAAAUGAAGGUUCCCUGCUCGAUCAUACAUGGAAAUCAGUCAUGCAGUGCACAUGUUCUUUCUUUUUUUCUUCAAGCCUAUAAAAGAGCAUUGCCAGUGUAUCUACCAGUAUAUUUGAUUCCUGCACUGAUAGUUCAUCGUCAGGGCCUUCGGAAAAGGCCUUAUACAAUAUUAGGAAAGGGUCUUCUUGGCACUGCAAGAUCAAGCUUGUUUCUAUCUGUAUAUUGCUCAUCUGCCUGGAUGUGGACGUGCCUGCUCUUCAGGAUCUUCAAGAGAUGUAACAUUCCAAUGGUGGCAAUGGGAACGUUUCCAACUGGCUUGGCAUUGGCCAUUGAGAAAAAAAGCAGGCGAACUGAGAUAUCACUCUACUGCCUUGCCCGGGCUAUCGAGAGCUUCUUCACAUGUAUAACUGAAGCUGGAUAUCUGCCACAGUCAAAGAAUUUGAAGAGAGCUGAUGUGGUGAUUUUCAGCUUAGCAACGGCCAUCAUAAUGCACUGCUAUUCGCAGGAAAGGGAAGUUUUUCGAUCAAAAUAUUUGAAUGUUCUUGAUUGGGUGUUUGGCAUUCCGCCUCCCCCAUGUGAGACCCCACGCUGCAAAAAUAGUUAGAAGCUAGUUUUGAGGGAGAGUUUUGGAUGGAUGUUAUUUAAAUUGCUUGUAUGCUGCAGGGUUAAUUUUUACCUAGCGCAGUUACUAUUCGAGUUCAAAAAAAGUUAGAAUCACGUUUUUUUUUU